Messenger RNA from Rhagoletis zephyria (snowberry fruit fly), 1644 nucleotides. Its product is annotated as testis-specific serine/threonine-protein kinase 2-like. Gene Ontology annotation, cellular component: nucleus. Gene Ontology annotation, molecular function: DNA binding; protein kinase activity; ATP binding. The record is from RefSeq and is a predicted model, not a curated record. NCBI's taxonomy places the organism in Eukaryota, Metazoa, Arthropoda, Insecta, Diptera, Tephritidae. Gene Ontology annotation, biological process: protein phosphorylation.
AUGGAAACGCUACUGGCGCGUGGUUAUGAACACUUACAGUCACUGGACUCGGGUGGACAGGCGAACGUGUACAAGGCGCUCAAAAAUGGCAAACCAUGCGCCAUCAAGGUGACCGAAGUGAAAAACGUCGACGACUUUGGCAAGCUAGACCGAGACCUUCGCCGAGAGGUGGAGAUCACCAGUCGCCUAAAGCACCCUAACUGCAUGGCCAUUUGGGAGAUUUUUCGCACCAAAUCCAAAGUCUACACUGGUACUCAAGUGUUGCUUUUCGUGAUGCCGCAGUGCAAGGGCAGCAUUGGCGCACUGGUGCGAAAGAGCGGUCCUCGCUGCGAGUGGAACGCCAAGUCGUGGUUUUGUGACAUUGUUCGAGCAGUCAGGUACCUGCACGACAACAGAGUAGCUCACCGUGACCUGAAGCUUGACAAUGUACUGCUCGACGACUUUGACAAUCCAAUCGUGGCCGACUUUGGACUGAGCACCUACAUUACCUACGAUGCCGAUGGACAGUUACAGCUGAAUAGAUCGUUCUGCGGCACUCGAAGUCACCAGUCUCCUCAGAUUCUCAAGAAGAUUCCAUAUAACGUAUACAAGUCUGACAUUUGGGCGCUAGGAGUAAUGCUCUUUAUUCUGGUAAAUCAGGACUAUCCGUUCAACCGCAAGGAAGGCCCAAAUGUGAUGUACGCUAAGCAAAUGACCCGAGAAUAUCACUUGCGAAGGGACAUUGAACCAAAGCUAAGCACUGACAUCAAGGACCUCAUCAGCAAGCUUCUGGAGCCUGAUGAACCAAAGCGACUGGACAUUUGGGCCAUCGGUCAGCAUCCCUUCUUUCCGGUGAUCUACCAGGAGGCCGACUUGAUGAUCGACAAGGCUAGGAAGACUCUCGGUCUGAGGAGAAGUAGUCCAGGUCUCGCCGAAGCUUCACUCGACGCGAUGGACUCACUGAAUCCCGCUGAGCUGAAUGGCGCCUCUUCUGUUGCUAAGCCCAUUGUCCCGAAAAAGAAACGCGGACGCCCGCCGAAGAAUGCCAAUGCUGUCAAGUCGGCUGAAAAUGGCACUUCUGCCUUGAAUUCUGAUGCGGUUGUUCCAUCAAACCAAUCUAACGGCAAUGGACCGCUUGUCACUAGCCCGGUCAUCAGCAAUUCCGCAAGCAAAAAGAGCCCUGCUAAGGUGAAUGGAAACGCAGUUUCGCCCGUUGUCCCAGCCAAGAAGCGUGGACGCCCGCCGAAGAGUGCCACUGUGAUCAAGCCGGCCGAUCCCGUUGAAGCCGAAAAUGGCUCCAUCGACGACGUUCCUGCCGUCAUUUCAGCUGCCCAGUUUUACCGCUCUGAUGAAACCGCUGUCACCAGCACUGUCGGCCAGGACGAAGUUACGGACCCGGAGGAGUCGGAUGGUGAGCCACAGUCACAUUCGCCAAAGAAACGUGGACGCCCGGCAAAUACUCCAAAGAAACGUGGUCGCCCGCCGAAGAAGGCUACUGCCGCUCAGUCAAAGGAACCAGCCAAAAAGCGAGGUCGCCCUAAGAAGGUUGUGGACACUACAGACAAUACCGAUACCGUCGUCGAACACGCUGACGCUGCCACUGGAGACACUGUUGCUCCAGUAAAGCGAGGUCGAGGCCGACCGAAGAAAGUUCAAGAAGCUUAA